Moneuplotes crassus is the source of this 2585-nucleotide messenger RNA. The record is from the annotation of a GenBank genome assembly. Lineage: Eukaryota; Ciliophora; Spirotrichea; Euplotida; Euplotidae.
UUUUGAACUAUCUUCUGAAGAUGUGUCUAAAAUUAGGAUGUGAGGCAAGGCUAAUGGGAAAUAACCUCGUUUAUAUGCAGUAUAUGAUCCUUACCUGACAAUGGGCAGCUAGUCAAGAGAAUUGGUUUGAAAAUUUAGACUCAGAUGAGAAUGUUAGAGGGAUAACAAUUGCUCUACUUGAAAACAUUGCAAUUUCAUCAAAAUCUAAAUUCUACGCAGAUCUUUUGGCCAGAACGAGAGGUAAAAUGAUAGCAGAAGUUCUGAUUGUCUUUCUCAGUACUCCUGAUAAGGAAAAAGAUGAUGCCCAAGAUAAUCCGGGAGAGUUCCUUCAUUUGGCAAUUGAUGUCUGCGAUAAGCAAGAAUCUCAGACUGUGAAGUCUCAGGCUGCUAAAUGAUUGGAAGCCAUAUGUUCCAAAGUUGAUGGAUGAGUUUCCUUCACUUCGAUGUUUUGCAUUCAAGCUAUUGACUGAUAUAUUAACGGCAAUCAUUUAGAGCAGGAAAAUCGGAUGCAUUACUUAAUUUUGCAUGAAUUUUAUGACAAAGAUUUCCUAUCUAAGAAUUCAGAAGAUGUGAUUAUAGAAGCCUGCCUUUCUAGCUUGUCUAUCAUUUCCCAUCUACUUGCUCCUAGAAAGGAUGUCUUAUUCUCAUUAGACAGCAUGCUGAAAAGGAAUCUGGAUCAGCUUACUCAAGGUCCUAUGCUCGUACAAGCAAGACUCGCUCUAUUUUAUGGAUAUUUCACUGAUAUUUUAUUCAAGGACGAUAUUGAGAAGUUCAACCAGAGUAUUAAGUUCCUAUUUGAGGCUAUCAACUAUUCAGAGUCUAUGAUAGCCGUAGGCUACCAGGCCUGUGAAACUUUGACAACCCUCAUAGGAGAUAAGAAUGUGAUUCCCAAGAUCGGCCCACUGUUUGAAGAUAUUUGUAAUCUUUUGGUUGGAUAUGUGGAGACAAACAGAAUUCCUCUGUUCUUCAAUUUCAUGAAUGAGUUUGUGUCCAUAUUCAAGCCGUCACUCAAAGAGAAAAUCAUUGACUUUGUCAGAGUUUUUGCCAAUAGGAUCAAGGUCGAGCAGGAAAGUUUAGAAGGCACCAACGAGAAGACUAAUCAUGUGAUUAACCAAUCCUGCAAUGUGGUCAGGACUAUUUGUGAAGGAAAAGAAUACAUUGAACAGUUUGGUGAACAAAUAGACCAAGAGCUUAUGGUGUUAUACAACUUUAUGGAUCAGCCUGAGAAGAUCGAUUUUGAUGACGACAUUGCACUCUGCAUCUCUACUGCUAUAAAUAUCAAUAAGAAAAUUACUGAUAUCCAAAAGCAAGUAUUCUUUGCCUUUGACAAAGUUCAUAGCAAGUACAAAGGAAUUUUUGGAAAUUUAGUUGUUUCCAUUAAUAGCUUCAUUGUUUAUAACGAUGGGUGGUUUGCGGAGAAUCCAGAUGCAGUGAAAGACCUUGUCUCAAUGGCUACCAGAGGUCUUUACUAUGGAGAACCAAUUAAUGGAAUUUAUACUCCUUGCGAUGGAGCUAUUGUAUUCCAACUUUGACUGCAGUACUUUAAAAGCCCUACCUUUGAUGACUACUUUGCGGAUGCACUUUCCAACACUCUCGAAAUUAUGAAGAAGUUCAAAGAGUCUGAAAAUCUGAAAAUAGUGUUUCUGGGGACUUUCUUGUCAGCAUUCAUUUACAGCCCUGAAGCAACAUUGAAAUAUCUCGAUUCAGAAGAUAUUAUAGAGGCUAUUUUUGAAGAACUCUUCGUAAAUGACUCCAAGAUGUUUCAUCGAUACCAGAAGAAGCUAUACUUGUUUGGGUUAGGGCAAAUGCUGUUCUCUGAAUAUCUCCCUGAUUUUAUCAGUCAAAACUUUGCAAAAAUAUUAUCCAAGAUGAUUCUGAUGCUCGGAAGGCUGAAUCUUGCUGAGAAAUUUGAUGCUAAGAAGAAGAAUUUCAUUAAAAAUGAUAUAGAUGAAGACCAUCCUACAAGAAAAGAGAAUCUUCGUUCUCAAGAAAAUACAAAGACCCAAGAAAACGAGGAGGAAGAUGAGGAGAUUAUUGAGAAUGAACUUAAAGGUAUCAAUGAUUAUUAUGAAGCUAUCUCCUCAGGGUCCUUGCUAAAUACUCCUGUUGAUAAUCAGAACCCUCCUUUUGUUAUCCACAAAGUUGAAAACAAUGGGGAUGGAGGGUGCUGAAAUCAUGAAAAUGAUAACCAUCACAACCAUGAUCACGAGCAUGAUCAUAAUCAUGAUGACGAUCUCAACGAUUCUUGCUGAGGAGAACUUGAUGAGUAUGACAUUCUUGAUCGAGAAUACGAAGAAAGAGAAGAGUUAGAAAUGGAAUACGAUCUUAUUAAAACCAAAAUCAGAGACAUGGACGAAAACGACUACUUUAGGACAGUAAUCUUCAAGUUAUACAAAAUAAGCCCUGAACAAUUCAGCAACAUCAUGAGUCAGCUAUCGCCAAAACAAAACGAGUUCCUCAAAAGCCUGCUCCAGACCCAAACACUGCACAUGAAGAUCAAUGGGGUCGAGACACCAGUGCACAGGAAGAUCCUUAAGGCCAAAAGAAGACGCUAACCAUAAUUAACCAUAAUUCAAUUGCCCACU